CGAUAAUGUUGAGCCGGGGAGCCCUACAGUUUCGCUCCUUCUCUAUCCGAGCAGUCAUCGCAUUGCUUGAGUGUCGCGGAAUAAUCGAGCUUCGAGUUGCGAGACACCUAGCUCCCUGCUCCCCGCAAUGACACAAGCUCCGGUUCUGACAGAGGCCUCAGAAACCUCACCGCUACUGCCGAAACCGAACCCACCGCGACUACAUUCCUCACAGCAUCCCAUUGACCCCAGUAAUGGGCUCGUACCGGAAGGAGCAGACCCGUACAACUCAAGUUCAGACGAAAGUUCGGACGAAAACGAUGGGGGCGACAUCGAACGACAGACCGGCAAUGGGGAUGCAUCGAAGCACAAGGGACUCCCGGAGGUUAAGAAACGGAUGAAGUAUAUAUUUCCUGCGAUAGCCAUAGGUGUCUUCCUCGCAGCCGCCGACCAAACGCUCGUAGUAUCCACCUAUGGCACCAUAGGCACAGAUCUCAAAGCUCUAAACAAUACCUCCUGGAUUGCAACUGCCUAUUUCCUCACCCUUUCUGCCUUCCAGCCUGUCUACGGUAAACUUAGCGACAUCUUCGGCCGCAAGCAAUGCCUCCUGUUCGCAUACACUAUCUUCGGCAUCGGCUCCCUCUGCUGCGGUCUGGCCCGCAACAUGGGCGAACUCAUUGCUGCUCGCGCAUUCGCCGGAAUAGGAGGCGGAGGCAUGACGACCGUUGUCAGCAUACUUUUAUCUGACGUGGUGUCGUUGAGAGAACGAGGAACAUGGCAGGGCUAUAUAAACAUAAUAUACGCCUCUGGAUCUGCGGCGGGAGCCCCCUUAGGCGGGUUGCUAGCAGAUAGCAUUGGUUGGCGUUGGGCAUUCAUUGCCCAGGGCCCACUCUGUGUUCUUGCUUUUAUCGCAGUCGCAGCUAUCCUGCAUCUUCCAAAACAGGACCAUUCGCAUUGGAAAGAGAAGAUCCUAAAAGUUGAUUUCCUAGGCGCGUUGAUCCUUAUUACCGCAGUUUUCGGGCUCCUGGUUGGUUUGGACAGGGGCUCCAACGUUUCCUGGAGCAAUCCAAUUACCAUCGCAGGACUCUGCACCUGUCCAUUGUUCAUCGUGUUCGUUCUGGUCGAGAAAUACGUUGCUACCAAUCCCUUUGCGCCGGGUCGGAUCAUUUUAAACAGAACUCUGUUCGCCUGCUAUCUGUGCAAUUUCUUUUCCUUUGGCGGAUGGCUAGCCUCCCUAUUCUUCAUCCCAUUAUAUUGGCAGGUUGCUGAAGGUUACAACGCAUCUCGAGCUGGACUCUUACUCGUUCCUUGCAUCAUCUCUGGUGUCUCCGGUUCCUUGGCUGGUGGGAUCUAUAUGCAAAAGAAGGGGAAGUACUAUUGGAUUACCGGCAUUGCGUAUUCGAACCUAGUCGUCGGGCUCGCUAUCAUUCUGAUGUUCGCGGGAUUGGUCAAGCAGAAUACUGCGGCGAUGGUCGUGGGGACCUGCAUUUGUGGGUUCAGUAAUGGGUUAGGGGUUACCACUACGUUGAUUGGGCUUAUCGCAAAUGCCUCCCACACUGACCAAGCUGUAGCAACUGCCUGCUCCUAUCUCUUCCGCUCCUUGGGCUCAGUCUUCGGGAUCUCCAUGUGCGCCACCGCAUUCAACCAGACACUUCGUGGGUCCCUAAAGUCCGCGCUUAAUGGCGAUAAAGAUGCCGAAGAAAUUGCCGAGCGAGUGAGGGAAUCACUCUCGUAUCUUAGAGGCUUAGAACCUGGGCUGAGAGAAAUCGUGAAGGAAUGCUAUGGGAAGAGUGCGAGAGCUGCGUUGAGUGUGAGCAUUGGAAUGGUCUUUGGGAGUGCGUUCUUUGCGUGGUUCAUCAGAGAGAAGAGGCUGUGAGAAUAGAGCGAAUGUAUAGGUAUAUAGAGAUUCAACAUCUUGGAUCAGAGAGUAUGUUCUCCCACUACAAUCAGUGUAAUAUGCGUUGUGGCGCUGUCAUUAUUCAAUCCGUAUGCUGCCU
Molecule: messenger RNA, 1976 nt
Organism: Lindgomyces ingoldianus
Lineage: Eukaryota; Fungi; Ascomycota; Dothideomycetes; Pleosporales; Lindgomycetaceae
Product: MFS general substrate transporter
Exons: 3
Coding region: 128-1855 (575 amino acids)
Biological process (GO): basic amino acid transport; transmembrane transport
Cellular component (GO): fungal-type vacuole membrane
Molecular function (GO): basic amino acid transmembrane transporter activity
Source: RefSeq, a predicted model, not a curated record